Molecule: messenger RNA, 450 nt
Organism: Caenorhabditis angaria
Lineage: Eukaryota; Metazoa; Nematoda; Chromadorea; Rhabditida; Rhabditidae
Source: the annotation of a GenBank genome assembly
AUGAAGUUCCUCAUUCUUCAUGUUCUUCUCGCCAUCUUCGCCUUUUCGAAAUGCCAACCUCCCAAUGCUACUGAAGAGACAAGAAAUUUUGUCAAAACCUUCGAAGCCAAAAUCAGUGCUUUGCUGGCUGCUAAAAACUUUGAUGGUCUUUCAAAGUACAUUGCUGAGAAACUAACAUUUGGUGUCAAUGGUGUGAGCGGAUAUACAAGACAAGAAUUCAUCGAUUAUUUGAAAAAUGGAACAUUUGUUAUGUUCAAUGGAUUUGAUCCCAAAGAUUUACUGGAUGAUAUACAUAUUCAAAGUGAUGAAAUGUUUGUUUCUAGAAGUUGGAUAACUGGCAAAACUGAACGAAGAUUGUACUAUGCGCUAGAAGAACACGAUGGAACCGAGUUUGGCCGUCUUUUUAGUCGGUAUUUUGAGUGGAGUCAAAAAGCACCUGACUUUUUUUGA